AUGAACAAGAAUUUUGAUAGUAAAGACACUUCUGAUGGAAGAAAAGUGAAAAGAUCAAAAAGAGAAGAGGCAAAAGUAAACCCAUGGACCCACAAAGAUUACAGCUUUAAGUAUUUUGAUAUCUUGGAAAAGAGGAAAGAACUACCUGUCUAUGAAGCAUAUGAAACUCUUAUUGACCUUGUUAAGGAAAACCAGAUAGUGAUUCUUCAAGGAGAAACAGGAAGUGGGAAAACAACACAAGUUCCUCAGUUCCUCCUUGAGAGCGGCAUUGGAGGAGACAAGAACGUUGCAUGUACACAGCCAAGGAGAGUAGCAGCAAUGAGUGUAGCCAAAAGAGUAGCUGAAGAAAUGGAUGUGAGACUAGGGGAAGAAGUAGGGUAUAGCAUUAGGUUCGAUGACAAGACUUCUGCAAAAACACGAUUAAAAUAUAUGACAGAUGGAAUGCUCUUGAGAGAAGCUAUGGUAGAUCCCCUCUUGUCUAAAUAUUCAAUCAUAUGUUUGGAUGAGGCUCAUGAGAGGAUCCUGAAUACUGAUAUUCUCUUUGGACUCAUCAAGGAAGUCUUACCUAACAGACCUGACCUGAAGUUGGUUGUGAUGAGUGCCACAAUGGAUGCUGAUAAAUUUCAAAAAUAUUUCGAAGGUGCUCCUUUGCUUGAUGUUCCAGGAAGAAUGUAUCCUGUGGAGAUAUUCUAUACAGAAGAACCAGAAGAGGACUACUUUGCGGGGGCGAUCAAGACUAUUGUUCAAAUUCAUGCCUUUGAGGAAAAAGGUGACAUUUUAUUAUUUUUAACAGGAGAAGAAGAAAUUGAGAAUGCUUGUGCUGAGAUUAAAGAUGAAGUCAAAAAGUUGGAUGGUGUUGGGGAUCUCAGUGUGAUUCCGCUAUACUCUUCUCUUCCACCUGCCAUGCAGCAGAGAAUAUUUGAGGAUCCUCCCCCAAGGAACAAACAUGGAAUUGAGGGAAGAAAAUGUAUUGUAUCAACCAAUAUUGCAGAAACAUCUUUAACUAUCGAUGGAAUUGUGUAUGUGGUAGACCCUGGAUUUUCUAAACAGAAGGUGUAUAAUCCAAGAUUAAGGAUUGAAUCUCUUCUUGUCUCCCCAAUUAGUAAGGCUAGUGCAAAACAAAGAAGCGGAAGAGCUGGAAGAACCAAACCAGGAAAAUGCUUUAGACUUUAUACAGAGCAUUCUUAUAAAAAGGAGCUAGAUAACAACACUAUCCCAGAAGUUCUUAGGUCUAAUCUUGGGCAAGUUGUAUUAACAUUGAAAAAGCUAGGCAUUGAUGAUCUUGUUCAUUUUGACUUUAUGGAUCCUCCUGCUCCAGAAACGCUUAUGAGAGCAUUAGAAGAACUGAACUACCUUGGGGCUCUAAAUGAUGAAGGAGAUCUUACCAAGUUAGGAGAUGAAAUGUCUCAGUUGCCUUUAGACCCAAAUCUUGCUAAAAUGUUGCUUGAUUCUGUUGAAAGAAAAUGCUCAGGUGAAAUUUGCUCUAUUGUUUCUGUAUUGAGUGUUCCAAAUGUAUUUAUGAGACCAAAAGAAUGUAUCAAGAAAGCUGAUAUUGCUAAAUCUAAAUUUGCACAUCCUGAUGGUGAUCAUUUGACUCUUUUAAAUGCAUUCGAGAAUUAUAAAUACAAUAAAGAAGAUCAAAAAUGGUGAUGGAAUAACUUCAUUAACUUCAGAUCAAUGAAAUCUGCAAGCAGUAUUAGAGCUCAACUAGUAAACCAAAUGAACAACUUUGGGUACAAAAUAGAACUGUCCCCUAAGCGUCCUAAAGAAUACCUCGACAGGAUCAAAAAGUCUAUAGUAUCUGCUUUCUUCAUGCAAGUCGCUCACCAAGAGAGAGCCGGCCACUACAUGACCGUAAAGGACAACAAAGUAGUCCUAAUCCACCCAUCCACUGCUAUAGACCACAAGCCUGAAUGGGUACUAUACCACGAGUUCAUCCUGACAUCCAAAAACUACAUCAGAACAGUCUCCGAAAUAAAUCCUAAAUGGCUGUUGGAAAUAGCCCCUGACUACUACGACCUCGAAGAGUUCUCAAACAAUGAGAUAAAGAAGAAGCUGCUUAAGAUCCAGAAGAAAAUGAUUAGCUAA
Molecule: messenger RNA, 2088 nt
Organism: Moneuplotes crassus
Lineage: Eukaryota; Ciliophora; Spirotrichea; Euplotida; Euplotidae
Source: the annotation of a GenBank genome assembly